AUGGGACAUGUGAGGUUGAUAGGCGCGUAAUGUGUGAGGUUGACAAAGGCGGGUAAUGUGUGAGAGAAGAGAGCAAUAGGAUGGAAACAAUGCUUAAAUGCAACACGUGGAGAAUGUGAACCAUCUGCUUUAGAAUCGAUCGACUAGCAAACAAAUGGAUAACACAGAAAACAACCAGCUGAAACGACUGUAAUAUCACGGUGAACUGUUUCCGCAAAGCAGACAGGAGGACAUAUAAAUGCGCGAACAGCACGAGAGGAGCACUGGACACAUGGCUACCCAAGCUUUGGAUGCGCUCCACGCAGGACACGACUUGUGUCGCGAGAUUCUCGAUAUUGGCCUCGGCGCCGUGAGCUUAGUGGACCUUCGAUGAUGAGAUGUGAAUUUAUGAGGACAAUCAUUUUCUCUCUGUCAUAUUCUCUUCGUCUAGCAACCUGAACUGUGCAGACUGAUACACAAAGGUCUUAAAACCCUGCUUCUUCUGGUUUUUGAAAGAAAUUGCUAAUCUUCGUGACCUCGUGAACUUCCAGAAACAUGAAUUUUCCAGGAGUUUGUUGUGUUUUAUCGUUGGACUAGGCACGUUUCACAAGGUACCAAAAACAAAGAGCUGGUGAAAAUGAGUAAGACGACAAAUAAUUGUACACGGACAGUUACAAAACGAGACGAGUAAAGAUUAACGAAUUUUUUUCUCUUCGAUUUUUGGCUGAGGAUGCUAACACGUCAUCGGCGAGGAGUUUCUGACACGAAUUUUCUGUGUGCCACACCUACGUUGCAACGCCGUUUUCUUUCGUUUGCUGUUUUCAAAGAAACCACAACCGUCAACAAUUCCGGAGAUUAAGUGUUUUAAUUCUGUGGUACUCAUCCAAAGAACUUUCCGCGAAACAGAUAGGAGGGUUAAACGAAGUUUCUCUUAUUUAUGUUAAAAGUUCACGUGACAAGCACGGGCCAAGAUGCGUGUGAGUGUGUCGGCGCGUGCAGGUCUUGAUUUGAGUUGAGCGACGAGAAACGUGAACCACGCUACGAACAUGGCUGCAAAAGCCACAGUUCAGUGCCCAGACCUGGCAAGUGCCUCGAUGGAUGCAGUUAUUCUGACAAAGGAAAAUGUCGCCUCACUGAAGGUGGACAGCAGCCGGACAGAGCCUGGCACGGUUGUCAACAUCUCGUGCUUAGCAGCUCCACAGUUCCGACUGGUGGGAGCCACCACCCUCACGUGCCUUGCCAACGGUCAGUGGGAUAAAACCAUUCCAGUCUGUGUGCCAGCUGCAGGAAGCCAGAGUACAAAUAUGAAUACUGUCAGUGCGACGAAUAACACCACUGGAAGCGACAUUUCCAUGCUGCCCAUGAUCGUGAUAGCAGGAAUCGUGGGAGUCAUAUUUCUCUCCCUUGCUGUUGUAAUGGUUGUAGUUCUUGUGCAGAGGGGAAGACAACGUAACAGCCACAGCAAACGGAGGUUGGACGAUCUGCCAGCAGACAGGUGGCACAUGCGCAGUGACCCGGUGCCGCUGGACAUCGGCGACAUUGUCGACAACGUCAGUUCGCGGUGUCCGCCUGGACCACACGUGCACGGCUCAGAAAGAGAUCAGCUUCACAACACCCUCGCGCGCCAACCACAAAUGCCCCAUGACAACUUGUCAGUCUCGGAGAGGUCACAGAGGAUCACCUCGCCCGUUUCCUACAACGGUCCAAGUCAAAGAGAGUCACCCUCCGUCCACAAUUAUGAGAGGCAAAAUAUUCGGACUUGGCACGAUUUAUUUUUUCCAGGCAAUUACUGAUAUUUGAAGUGAGUGUUUAGAUGAUUUUCCUUAAAAUAAACAUUGUUAACGUUUAUUAUUUUGUGCGUUACACCCGUACCUGUACCCCGAAGGUUUGUGUGCAUGUGAUUUUGAAUGCAGAGAUACGGGAUGUGCAGAAAGUAGUUUUGCCACGUCGCAAAUACAGAAGCUUGUAAAAUAAAGACAACCUGCGUUUCUGAAUUGUUA
Messenger RNA from Pomacea canaliculata, 1979 nucleotides. RefSeq lists its product as uncharacterized. The transcript has 4 exons. NCBI's taxonomy places the organism in Eukaryota, Metazoa, Mollusca, Gastropoda, Architaenioglossa, Ampullariidae. Bases 1026 to 1772 code for a protein of 248 amino acids. The record is from RefSeq and is a predicted model, not a curated record.